AUGGAGAACUCUACAGUAGAAAUAUCUGACUUCUAUCUACGAAUAAUAGAUGACUCUGUUUACUGGACGAGUUUAGCAGUUGUUGGAUUUAUUCUAUCAGCCGUUAUUACUGUCGCAAAUUUCAUCGUCUUAACUACGAUCUACCGAGACCCGAAAAAGACACUUCGUACUUUGCCAUGUUUGUUGAUCGCAAAUCUAAGCUUUUCUGAUUUUCUGGUGGGUCUGUUUGUUGUAUUACCGGUGGCAACCAGGGACGUGUAUAGAUCUCUGCACCUCGAAAUUCCUGUACCCCGUGAGAUGCUAAUUGCUGGGUAUUGUCUCCUUGGAUCGACUCUGUUUAACAGUAGUGCUACCAUAGUAGCAAUGUCAGUAACUUGCUACUUUGCCAUAAGCAGCCCCAUCAAGUACAAGAUCAAGAUCACGAAAAAAAAGAUAUACCUUCUCAUUGCUGCCAUAUGGGUUGUAUCGAUCACAAUAAGCUUUCUACCAGCAAUAGACAUCACUGAAAUGACCUAUUUUCUGGUUUAUAUUCACACUCACAUCUCGCUGCCAGCUUUGCUACUCGUAGUCAUCUAUUUCAAAGGGUACCGUGCCCUAUUACGGCGGACCAGAGAACUCCAAGCGAAUAGACAAGCUUCAACGCGUGCUUUGGAACGGGAACGAAAUAUGGCGGUCACAAUAACGAUUAUCUUAGCUCUCUUCCUUCUAACCUACAUCCCGGAGUUUAUUACGAUUCACCUGGCCUUCUUCUGCGAUUCUUGUGAGAUCAAAGAGGAUUCAAUUACGUUUCAUAAAAUUGACGUGGUUUUAUCGCGAUUCGUGUUUCUGAAUUCGGCAUUAAACCCAUUUAUUUAUGCGUGGAGAAUGCCUACAUAUCGUCUCGCCUUGAAAGCCUGUUGCAAACUUGUCAAGAACAACAGAGUAAACUCGGCGGCCGGUCUUUGCUAUCAAUGCGGGCAGCAAGCACCGGUUAUAACAGUUGCAACUGUUAACGCAGCUGCAAAUCAAAGCUAA
Molecule: messenger RNA, 1014 nt
Organism: Porites evermanni
Lineage: Eukaryota; Metazoa; Cnidaria; Anthozoa; Scleractinia; Poritidae
Source: the annotation of a GenBank genome assembly